AUGGCAGAGGGAAUCCAUACCUUGGGAAGAAAGGGCUCAAGUGUCUCCUUUCCUGAAGAUAGGUCGGUCUCGCGGAAGCACGCGGAGAUAAGGGUGGGGCCCGUUCCGGGGAACGAUCCGACCGAGCAGCCCAUCUGGGUCAAGGACGUGGGUUCGAAGCUGAAGACCUGCGUCAACGGGAGCGAGACCGGCGAGACCCACAAGGAAAUCUCCCUCAAGGAAGGGGACGAGGUCAAGGUCGGCACCACAAACAGCAUCAUGAGGGUCCGAUUCCAGGCGCUCCGCUUCUGCGCUACCCAGCUCACCGCCGAGGAGAAGGCGGAGCUCAAGGCCCUGUCCAAGAAGUGCGGCGGCGCGGUGUCCCGGAAGUGGGACGCGGCCAAGUGCACCCACCUCGUCACCCUCGCCAACACCAGCAGCGUCACCGAGAAGCUCGUGCUCGCCCUCCUGGGCCUCCGGCCCGUGGUCCACGUCGGCUGGCUCAAGGACCUCGCCGCGGGGGGGACGGCAAAGCCGCUGAGGCCGGUGCCGGAGACGGAGGCGUUCGGGCCGGUGGUGACGAGGUCGAGGCGGCAAGGGCCGUUCCGGGUUCGGCACACCGCCGAUCGAAGAACCCAUCUGUCGGGUGACUUUUUCGCGAUUCUGCACAAGGACGAGCUCGUGGAAACGAUUGUGGAGGCCGCCGGGGGAGCACUCUGCAGGGCGUACGCGAUGAGCGAUGACGACUUCGCCGGGCAGGACUGGCAGGAGUGGUCCGCGGGGCGCCAGUCGCACUUCGUCCAGGCGGGGCCGGAAGUUUCCCUUUCGGCGAAGGCUAAGGGCGUGCUUGCCUCGAGAGGCGAGGUGCUAGAGGACGUCGGGAUGGAGGCUACUGACAAGACGCAGCUGACGGAGGCUGUCGUGUACCUCCAGUCUUUGGUCAACGUCAGAGAGGCGAUGCGGGCAAGCAGCAGCUCUAUCGCGCCGAUGGCCGUGAACACCUCCAGCGAGGCGUGGGGGCCGUCGCAGAGCCUGGCCGCUUCCCAGGACGAGGCGAGGGGGGCCGAACGACGGGGAGGAGGCAUAGCGGGAGCGGGUGGGAAUGCCGCUGGCAAGGCAGCCUCGUCGGCCACCGCCGCCGCUGUGGCUGAUGACGAUCAAAUCGGGGACGGUGCCGAUGACGCCGAAGGGGUGCCGGUGGCAGGGCCAACACCGGGGGGUGAUGAUGAUGAUGAUGGUGAUGGUGGUGGUGGUGGGCGCGGGAGCGGCGGCGGCGACAGCGGCGGCGGCAGCGGCGGGGGACGAACGGCCAAGCGGAAGAGAGGCGCGCAACCGCCGAGGCGUGGCCGGGGCGAAGAGGACGACGCAAGAGGGGCCGGUGCCGGCGGUGCAAGCGUAGAGGACCACGAUAAGCAGCAAGACGAAGAGGAGGAAGAGGAGGCAUCGUUGGAGAGGAGGGGGAGGGGAUCACAGCAGCGCAGCAGUGUCCCCGCCCCGGCCCCCGGCGGCUGGAUGACCGCACACAACGCCUCCUCUUCCCAGAAGGACAAGCGCCCCAGAGGGGGAAGGGUGCGCGUGGCCGGCGGUGUUGGUGGAGAUACGGAGGGGGAGGUGGAGGAGGAUGAGAACGGCGAGGAGAGGGCACGGCUGGCGACGCCAGCGGACCCGGCCAUUACCGAGAUGUGCAGGCUCGUGGCCAAAGCGGUUUCGCGUUCGGCGCCGAUGGGCUACUCUCGCUCAUCAUCGGCGCGUCCCGUUGGCGGCAGGAGGGGGCCAGCGGUGCCGAACUUUAAGCGUUUCAAGAAGAACACCAUCAUGUUCGGCGGGGAGCAGGUGGCCGCCUACGUCCCGCUGGCUGCGUUGAGGUCUACCCUGCCCAAGGAGUCCGAGCGUGAGCUGGCGCUGGCCGAGGAGCAGCAGCAGCUGGAGGCGGAGGAGGCGGACGCUGACCGAUUGUUCACGCAGAAUGACAACGCGCGCGGCGCCGCUAGGGCACGGGCACCUCGCGGCCGGACCAAGAGGAGAUGAAAGCUCGAGACCUCAGCCUUAACUUUUCUGAGUCAAGACAAAAGACGCCGCCGUGUGUCCGUUGCUUGCGGGCAGAGUGUGCGCAUGUCGGGGAAUCAUCCGGAGGGUAUUCCUUGUUCACAACGGUGUGGAUUUUAGAAGAGUUGAUCGAUUUUUCGUCGCUUGCGCAUUUCGCGGUAUCACUGAGAGCUGGCCGCUCCCUGACUGGGGAGCAGAAAGAAGUGGCCAGCCCGUCGGCGUACUCUGUGUCGCCGUACCGUUGGCGAUACAUACGUAUGCGGACGGGAUCUUCGGGUUGGGUGGGGAGAAACUGCUGUUGAUAUAGCAUCAGCCAUACAGCUGUUGCUGUCGCUGCCGCCGCCGCUGGCAUCACGCCAUUACCCCUUCCUAACCCAAGAGUUCCUUCCUUCCCACAAGGACGGGGUGCGCAAAUUUUGCGCCGCUUCUCGGGAGCGGUGUUUCCUACCUCUUUCGCCAUCGUGCUGUGGUGGGGUCAGCCGGAUUGAAGAGAAUGAGAAUGAGGUGGCUAUUGACUCUUACAGGCCAUAUUUCUUUGCUGUUGAGCGCCAAGGCCCCGAGAGGAGUACCUCCCUUUAGUAGCACUACGGGGAAAAAGUAUUGUUUCCCCGUCCUGUGUUACGUUGUCUGGGUUCGCCUCUUUGCUUGCGCACCUCGGUGCAGGGCUCUUCGUUUUUCGGAGUUGGAUGCAGUCUACAACAGGUAGAGACCAUGCCUUGCAGACGACGUGCAGCGGUGAGUGAAGGGAAGGAGAGUCUUUCCGUCUGCCGGCAGGGGGGGGGUGGGGGGGAGCGAGGGGCGGGCGUUUUUGCAUCAGUCGUUUUGGUGAUGGUGACACACAUGCAGGCGGUGGGUUGGUUUUUGCCAUGAAUGAUUGCUAUCGCUGACAUGGGAGGGGGGUUUUAGCCAAAAGGGGAUUUCGUCUGCAUGCGGGGGCCUACAGGUAUGUAUUUGGAAGAGCAAGAUUCGUGCGGACACAUCCAAAGUGGGUGCAGGAAGAACUUGUCCUCAGAAGCGUUCCGACAGCCAUGGGAAGUAGGGGAACCACCCGAGAUGACGAGACGACUCCCUGAAGCCUUGUUUGGUACGUGGAGUCCUUCGAACCGAGAGAGGGGAGCGGGGGAGAGCCAGCCGAAAAAUGGAUGUACUCUUUGCAUGGAACACAUCUAUCUUUGGCGGGUUGGCCAUUGAUAAGCGGGGUCGUGUAAUUAGAUGGCAUUGCUCGGGCGGCCCGAGCUCAAUCUCAAGCUCCUUAUUUUUUUCCAGAUAGAGAGCGGGCUGGGGAAAGGAGGAGCUUGGCAAGCGCACAAGCACGUACAUUCAUAUACGUCGGGUA
Molecule: messenger RNA, 3361 nt
Organism: Ectocarpus siliculosus
Lineage: Eukaryota; Phaeophyceae; Ectocarpales; Ectocarpaceae
Source: the annotation of a GenBank genome assembly